AGCCCGGGCCGAGCCGAGCCGAGCCGAGCCGCUGCUGCUCCCCAGCAGGGUGUGUGUGCGGGGAGAGCCCUUCCCUAGCGCCCCUCUGUGCCCAGCCGGGGGAACUUUCUCCGGGGACCGGAAUCAGCCCCUGGGGCAGCCCCGGGCUCUGCCGACACCAGCCCCUGAGCCGGAGUCUGCAGGUGAGGGGCGAGACCCGGGGGAAAGGGCUGGGGCCGGGCAGGAACGUGACUCUGCACCGUCGGCGCCUCCUCGCCCCAGCUCUGCUCCCGGGGGGGGCGGGGGUCUGCGAGUCCCAGAGCUGCUGCCCUCCCUGACCCCCCCAGGCUCUGCCCCCCUGAGCGCCUGCAGGAGCCGAGCUAGCUCCGGAAGUUUAUAACACCAACGCCUCUGUAUGUGUGUGUCCAUUUGUGUGUGUGUUUCUCUUUGUCAUUCGACUGCCUGGAAGCAGCCCCUUGGGCUCUAGUUAAUCUAAAAUAAGGAUUUCUGGUUCCCCAAUGCAAAGUGAUCUCACUGAUGGAUGGAGGGGAGGAUCCCCAGGUCCCCAGUCUCCAGGGCUCUGAGGAACAGGAGAUCCCAAGGAGCACCCGCACAGCAGGUGAUAGGACGGUGAGUGAGACCAAGGAGGAGAACCCUCAGCAGGAAGGUCCGGAGCAAGUGGAACCGCAGGGGGCGCUGUCGGGAUAUGCUGAAAGGAACAUUCCCCAGAAUCCUGGGCAGGGAGAAGCCCAUGAGAGUCAGCAGGGAAACCAGCUGGAGGAGAGACGGGGUGAAUCCGCACACCAUGUGGGAGCUCUCAAGCACAGCAUGGGUGGUAGGACGCUGCCCGUAGGCGAGAACCAGAGCACCUGCACUGAAUGUGGGAAGCAGUUCAGCCGGAGCUCGUAUCUGGUGCAGCACCAACGGGUGCACACGGGGGAGCGUCCCUAUGCCUGCGCCACCUGCGGGAAGAGCUUUGCUGUCAGCUCUGCCCUGCUCCGGCACCAGCGCACUCACACAGGUGAGCGGCCCUACCAGUGCCCCGACUGCCAGUGCAGCUUCAGCCGCAGCUCCCACUUGACGCGGCACCAGCGCUGCCACACACAGGAGGGGCCCUGCCAUGGGGUUGGCUUGCCGGGUGAGCGCCCCUUCGCCUGCCUGGACUGCUGGCGGACAUUCAGCCAGAGCUCGGACCUGGUGCAGCACCAGCGGGUGCACACGGGCGAGCGCCCCUAUGCCUGCACCGACUGUGGGAAGAUCUUUGGCCGCAGCUCACACCUGCAGCAGCACCGGCGCACACAUACUGGGGAGCGCCCCUACGCCUGCCAGGAUUGUGGGCGCUGCUUCAGCGAUGGCUCCUACCUCAUCAAGCACCAGCGCACCCACACUGGCGAGAAGCCCUACACCUGCUCUGACUGCGGCAAGGGUUUCAGCGUCAGCUCCCAGCUGGUUCGGCACCGGCGCGUCCACACUGGGGAGCGGCCCUACGCCUGCUGGGACUGCGGGAAAAGUUUCAGCCAGGGCACAGACCUGGCCACCCACCAGCGGUCCCACACGGGUGAGCGCCCCUACACCUGCCCUGACUGCGGGAAGGGCUUCAGCGACAGCUCCUCCCGCAUCCGACACCACCGGCUGCACAUCCAGGAUGCCCCGUGAUGGGCUGGUCGUGUGAUGCACUGUCAAUAUUACCCUGGCACCUAGGACCGGGCCUCUG
Molecule: messenger RNA, 1693 nt
Organism: Terrapene triunguis (Three-toed box turtle)
Lineage: Eukaryota; Metazoa; Chordata; Testudines; Emydidae
Product: zinc finger protein 436-like
Exons: 3
Coding region: 517-1635 (372 amino acids)
Biological process (GO): regulation of immune system process; negative regulation of transcription by RNA polymerase II; regulation of cytokine production
Source: RefSeq, a predicted model, not a curated record